AAAAGCCAUAAACAUGAUUAUAAGUUGAAAACCACAGCAUAUUCCGACACAGACAGGCAAGUUUUGUGCGGAUCUCGGUUUUGUCAAAGGGUAUUCUCAUUACUUAUUCUUUUUAAAGUGUCUUUUAACUCCAAAAUGGUGAAUGACCGUGGACAGAUUGUCAAUGGGCUAGGUCUUUAAAUCCCUUGGGUGACUCCUGCAGCAUUGUCGUCAAACUUGGAGUUGCACAUUUACAAAUAGCUAGGCAAUUAAGCCACAUCCUUUCUCUCCUCUCUACUGGUUAAUUACCAUCGUCGUAUUUGAAUCAUGGCAAUAGAGCACUCAUCAGUGAAGUGCAGCUUCGUCUACUCAUCCUGUUUUCUAGUACUACUUGUCUUAAACUUCUCGUCAGCGCAAUUGUCCGCAAAUUUCUAUGCAAAAACAUGCCCCAAAGCUCUUUACACCAUCAGAAAUGUCGUCAGUAACGCCGUGGUCAAGGAGCAUCGCAUGGGGGCCUCCCUGCUCCGCCUUCAUUUCCAUGAUUGCUUUGUCAAUGGAUGUGAUGCUUCAGUUUUGCUGGAUGAUACUUCAAGUUUCACUGGAGAAAAGGGGGCUGGUGCAAAUGUAAACUCUUUGAGGGGUUUUGACGUAAUUGACACCGUUAAAACUCAGCUAGAGAGCAUAUGUCCGGGUGUAGUUUCUUGUGCAGAUAUUCUGGCUGUUGCGGCAAGAGAUUCAGUUGUUGCUUUGGGUGGACCGACAUGGAACGUUCAAUUAGGCAGAAGAGACUCUACCACGGCAAGUCUUGAUGAUGCAAACAAAGUUGCCAACAUUCCAUCGCCUGCAAUGGAUCUCAGUGACAUUAUAACCGUCUUUACCAACAAGGGUUUCACCACUAAAGAAAUGGUUGCCCUUUUGGGAUCUCACACAAUAGGCCAAGCCAGAUGCUUAACAUUUCGCAAUCGCGUCUACAACGAGACUCUGAUUGAUGCAUCAUUCGCUACUUCACUGAAAACUAAUUGUCCUAUCACACUUGGUGAUGACAACCUUACUGCACUGGACGCCAGCUCCCCGAUUCUAUUUGACAACGGUUAUUUCCAUAAUCUUGUUAAAAACGAAGGCCUUCUACAUUCGGACCAACAACUCUUCAGUGGUGGGUCCACGGAUUCUCAAGUUAGUGCUUAUCGAGCCAACUUUAUCACUUUCUUUGUCGAUUUCGCCAAUGCAAUCCUCAAAAUGGGAAAUCUCAGCCCACUUACCGGUAACAAUGGCGAGAUCAGAACUAAUUGCAGGAAAGUCAAUUGAUUUGGCUUUGGUUUAAAAGAUGCCUAUACUGUUGUAAGUGCAGUAGUUGAUAAUGCAAUGAAUAAAGUGCUAUCUGGAAACUCUAGGUGCAAGGCAAGAAAAACUUUCUUUCAAUCUUGUAGCGGGGCUUUCUGGAUAUUUCAAACUUAUAAUUUGGUGUGUUGCGGUUGCAAUGUAAAACUUUGUUCAAUCUUAUCUUUCUUAAGUUGUUCCUUGGGAGUGAUUUUGAA
Coffea arabica (coffee) is the source of this 1514-nucleotide messenger RNA. RefSeq names its product cationic peroxidase 1-like. Gene Ontology annotation, biological process: response to oxidative stress; hydrogen peroxide catabolic process. Gene Ontology annotation, molecular function: peroxidase activity; heme binding. The record is from RefSeq and is a predicted model, not a curated record. NCBI's taxonomy places the organism in Eukaryota, Viridiplantae, Streptophyta, Magnoliopsida, Gentianales, Rubiaceae.